Priapulus caudatus is the source of this 2483-nucleotide messenger RNA. RefSeq lists its product as uncharacterized. NCBI's taxonomy places the organism in Eukaryota, Metazoa, Priapulida, Priapulimorpha, Priapulimorphida, Priapulidae. The transcript has 3 exons. Bases 147 to 2390 code for a protein of 747 amino acids. The record is from RefSeq and is a predicted model, not a curated record.
UCAAGCAGAGACCCUAGUAUAGAACAUUCUAUUAAACAGAUUCUAUUAGUGUUCUAUUGUCUCUGCCUCAAGUACGCACGUUCUCAGCCUAGUAUAAGUAAAGUGAUGCCGAACCAAGAACAGGCGCUGUCAACGUUGAUGAGACUAUGAACUCUGCAAGUUGUAUUGGCAAGCUUAAAGUUAAAGGUGAUAGGCAAGGCAGUGAAUGUGAUAAUAAACACACCUGUAAGGAGGAAAACGCAUCGGAGCGACAAUCCGUACCGUCGAAAAGAUCCAAAACUCUUGAAGCCAGCCCAGUUCCGAGAAAAGUCAGAGCUCUCGCUGCCGACAGAACGACCAGUAUCGCGAAGAACGUGAAACGCGGCACCCCCGCUUCCUUUAGCAUCGCUGCUUUGUCCUCAGACGCAGGCGGCGCGAAUUCCACCGAGGAGAACGGUUCGUCCGACCGAAAGACGAAAAGUUUGGCGGGAAAAACGGACGAAACGAGAGCAAAGGCGGCCGCUCGAGUCACGGGGCGUGAUCGGCGUUCGAGCGUCGAUCCGCCUCGGUCGUCGUCGACGGCGACCACGUCCGAAAGCGCCGACUCGACGAAACCUAACAAGCGACUCAGCGCGUCGUUAAAAGAGAGGAGAGCGUCUCGGCUGUUCUGCGGGUGGAAGCUGAGACCGGCCGAGGCAUCGAGGUUGAAACUGAAACGUCUCGGGGGCCGUCUUUACGACUUUCGAUCGCGGGGCGGCGCGUUGUUCUUCGAUAAGAUACGGGGUCGAGCGGUCCCGUCUAUCGGCCAACGUGUGUCGAGGCUGCGUCGCACUGCCAAGCUAGGUAAGAACACUGUUGCACUCGAUCAAGCACUUUCUGCACACGUGUCUUUAGUUCUAGGAGCACAGCCCGACGGCUACACAAUAGCACAGAACGUGUGUCAGACCGCGGUAAACGUCCCCAUGCAGACCGAAAAGAAAUUGGACCAGGCUGCGGGGGUGCGUGCACAAAAACAUGACCUGAUGUCCGAGACUGUAAAACUUGAAGAGGGGUUAUUAGACAGUGCGCAUUCUGCUAGUGUGGGCAUAGCCGAGCCACGGCAGAACGAGCGUGGCGAUUUAGCGUACUGUGCAGAGCAUCCUGCAGUUAUGGAAAACACGCCGCUUGCAUAUUCUCGUACGGACAAACAGGCAGCUUUAUCCGUGGUGGAAGGAGAGAGGUCAGCAUGCACCAGUGAUGUCCCUACAUGUAGCUCAGAGGAGAACACUUGUUUAUUUAGAGCAGUCGAGCAGACGUCUUCGGAGAUGACAGAGCUGUCUUUCUCUGGAGGAGCGAGUCAGCACCCUUCGUGUCGAACAUUGCAGCAGUCUACUAUCACAGGACUCCUUGAUCCUCUUCGAUCCACAGAGGACCCUUCUUCAUCUGUAACAGUUGAACAGCCUACUUCAGUUGGAACACAAUUACAACUUUCUCUUGGACCAGUAGAGAGGCCCACUGCUCCCGGAACAGAAGAGCGGUUGUAUUUGAGUGAUACAGUACGGGACUCUGUUUGUGGAAUAGCAGAGGAAUCUAGUUUGUGUGGAACAAUGGAGAAGAACUCUGGCUGUGGAACUGUAGAGAAGAAAUCUGGUCAUGGAGCAGAAGGGAAGAAAUCUGUCUGUGUAACUGUAGAGAGGAGCUCUGCUUCUGGAACAGCAGAGCAGUCUACCUCAUGUGCGACAAUAGAGAAGAACUCUGUUUGUGCAACAGUAGAAAAGUCUAGUUCCCAUGGAACAGUAGAACCUUCUCCUGGUUUUAGUAGAGUGGAGCAGCCGUCUGUUUCUCAAACAAUGAAGCAGAGUUCGGUUUCUGUGACAGAAGGACCGCUUUCUGCAUUAAAAACAGUAGACGAGCAUGCCAUGCCAGGAACAGGAGCUAGAAAACGUGUGCACUAUGACUCUCCGAAACAGACCAGGUCUUCCGUCGAAGAAAACACUGAUGAACAACGGGUAACGGGGUCUGUGUGUGAUGAGCCCACUGUUGACACGCUGAAGGCCUUCAUCAGUAAAUGCGUUAUCUCGCCGCAAUGCGGUCAGGGGAACGUUGCCGCCGAACUCCUGUUGCUCGAUCGAUUCCUCAACGACUCGCACGAGGAAGAUCUUGAGUGUUCCUCGCUGGAAACUGAUUCCUUGGUCGGCGUUUCUCACUCUGUGAGCGUGGACACCUCAUGCACAACGACUGCAGGUCGUGGGGAGGUUGAUCUAAAUGGUGGACGUACCUCAGUGGAGAGAGGCAGAAAUGACGGAUCCGUGACAGAAACCGACGUGCCGCGCAAUUCACUUGACCCGAAUGAUGAUAAAGCAGACGUGACAGUCAACUGUCAACGAGUUGACAGCAGACACGUAUGUAGGUGCGACACGUACCCACACUGAAAGAACGCAUACCUAUAAACAGAUGUUUUCAUAGAAAGCCAAAGGUGCCGAACCAGAGGUUUCUCUGUAGUCACUCAUUCGAAAAACCAGCUG